Messenger RNA from Nasonia vitripennis (jewel wasp), 1709 nucleotides. It is a transcript of the gene SmD3, whose product is annotated as small nuclear ribonucleoprotein Sm D3. Gene Ontology annotation, cellular component: commitment complex; U5 snRNP; U2 snRNP. The record is from RefSeq and is a predicted model, not a curated record. Bases 868 to 1296 code for a protein of 142 amino acids. The transcript has 2 exons. Gene Ontology annotation, biological process: RNA processing; spliceosomal snRNP assembly. Gene Ontology annotation, molecular function: RNA binding. NCBI's taxonomy places the organism in Eukaryota, Metazoa, Arthropoda, Insecta, Hymenoptera, Pteromalidae.
AAUAUAAGUCGUCGCUUGAGGUCGCUACAUCCUACAUGUAUGUAUGUACUAAAAACAUAUUUUUUCACAAAAAAGCGUAUAUAAAUAAAUAAUUCUUUUCGGAACAUAACAGUUUUGAUAAUAAUUCAAAAAUUAUUUAUUUGCGGAAAAAUCUCUUCAUUUAAAGAUGCGUAAGUAAAAACAUUAGCAAACUGCAGUAUUUUCGAGCACUUGCAAUUUGCGAAGACUUUGAAAAACAAAGCCACUCCACACCGCACCGGUUACUUUAGCGCUGAGUGUUACUUGUUCCAAAAAUCGUCGGUCUUCGAUCCAUCUAUAACUACUUAUAUCGCAGUUGAGUAAGCUAGCUCGCGAGUUUUUUUUUUUACAAAAUCGAAUAAGUAUUUCAAAGUAAAAUUAUUUAUGCCGAUAGAGUAAUUUUUAACGUGAUCUGUUUAUUAUUAAUGCGUUGGAUGACGAGACGAUACAGCAGCAGCCAAUCGAAAAUUCAAUGAGCACUCUAACUUAUCGAUCGAUGGUUCGCUUAAAAAUUUGCGAUGCGCAAGCGCAGCCAGCCCCGUUUCCACGCCACUGGUGUAGUACCCUCGUUUUUCAACACUUUUUCUAUACCUAUAUACAUUUUGUUUGGCAGAUAUAGGUAUAUAUACCGAGUUAAAGCGGCGCUACACUAGUUUUGCUCCGAAAAGUGAAAAAAAAGCCAACAUAUCAGCCAUGAGUACAGGACAACAAUAAUUGCGCGCGUCCCUCGAGUAAAUAAUUUUUAUAUUCGACGCAAGAAGCGAUUUGUUGAAAACUCAUCAAGUCAACGCAGCACAAAAGUGAUCAGCCUAUUUUUCACGAGAUAACAAACGCAUAAAUCGGUGAAAAAUGUCGAUAGGCGUGCCAAUAAAGGUGCUGCACGAAGCGGAGGGUCACAUCAUAACCUGCGAGACGAAUACCGGCGAGGUAUAUCGAGGCAAGCUCAUAGAAGCCGAAGAUAAUAUGAACUGUCAGAUGCAAAAUAUCACGGUCACCUACAGAGACGGUCGUGUUGCACAGUUGGAGAAUGUUUACAUCAGAGGAUCAAAAAUCAGAUUUCUAAUAUUACCAGAUAUGUUGAAGAAUGCACCGAUGUUUAAGAGACCUGGUGGGAAGGGCUCCGGGACAGCGGGCAGAGGAAAGUCUGCCAUUCUGCGAGCACAAGCGAGAGGCAGAGGUCGAGGCCAGAAUCAACGAGGCAGAGGCACAGGUAGCGCACCAUGGCUCAAUCAGCAAAACCAAACGAGUGCACCUCAAACUGGUCGGGGAAGAGGCUAAGCACACUAGGGAUAUUAUUUGCGUAAUGAUGAUGACCAAACAGCUGAGAGAAACUCUAAUCAUUCAAAUAUUCUUAUAUUUCUAAUAACAAGAGAUAAGCCUGAUUUGUCACCUCAUCUUUCUAUAUUAUAGAUUAUUAGUAUUUCGAUAAAUAAAAUUUUCAAAGUUACCCUUUAUAUUUUCAUUCACCUCUGAUCGUCAAUUUAUGAUGAAGUACUCAUAUGUUAGCUUUUUAUUAUUGGAGGUGAUUGUGUCAACUACAUUUCCAUAUUUUUUUUUCAACUGAUCAGAAAAGUAUCAUUUACUUUAUUGGUUGCAAGAGUAUAAACAAUCAAUGAUAAGUCAUUGAAAGCCAGAUGUAAAUUUUAAUAAUAAUCUGAAGAUCAUGUACAAAUACAAAAUAUUUAAAAUUA